AUGUCGACCCGCGAGCGCCGGCCCUCGAUGAGUGCCCCACUUUCUGAUCUACAGGGCCCCAUUGGUCCUGGCUUCAGCAGGCCAAAGCACAAGAGAACCGCCACUGGUUUCGGCCCAGAAGAGAUCAAAGCGGUCGAGGCCGCCAUUCCUGAGCCGGCAAGGCAGGCAUGGACCAAGAACACGCCCAAGGCCUUUGAAACAACCGAAGAAUUCGAGAGAGAGACCAUCCGCCACAUCGAGACGACCCUCGCCCGCUCCCUGUACAACUGCGAUGACUUUGCCACCUAUGCGGGCACAUCCCUGGCCUUCCGGGAUCGCCUGAUCCUCGACUGGAACAAGACGCAGCAGGAGCAGACCUGGGCUGAUCAGAAGCGAGUUUACUAUCUCUCCCUGGAAUUUCUCAUGGGCAGGGCACUUGACAAUGCCAUGCUCAACGUCGGCAAGAAGGAUGUGGCAAAGCAGGGCCUUGAGGAUCUUGGCUUCCGCAUCGAGGACGUGAUCGGCCAGGAGCAUGACGCUGCUCUUGGAAAUGGCGGUCUCGGUCGCCUGGCUGCCUGCUUCCUCGACAGCAUGGCCUCCCUGAACUAUCCCGCCUGGGGUUAUGGUCUGCGCUACCGUUACGGUAUCUUCAAGCAGGAGAUCGUCGACGGCUACCAGGUCGAGGUUCCCGAUUACUGGCUGGACUUCAACCCGUGGGAGUUCUGCAGGCACGAUGUUACGGUCGACAUCCAGUUCUACGGCCAUGUCCGCAAAUACACCGACGAAAGCGGUAAGCAGAAGUCGGUUUGGGAGGGCGGGGAAAUUGUGCAGGCUGUGGCCUAUGACGUCCCGAUUCCCGGAUACAGCACAUCGACCACCAACAACCUUCGGCUGUGGGGUAGCAAGGCAGCUUCGGGUGAAUUCGACUUCCAGAAGUUUAACUCGGGAGAGUAUGAAAGCUCGGUUGCCGACCAGCAGCGGGCCGAGACCAUCUCGGCCGUCCUGUACCCCAAUGACAACCUGGACCGUGGUAAGGAGCUUCGCUUGAAGCAGCAAUACUUCUGGUGUGCUGCAUCUCUAUACGACAUUGUCCGCCGCUUUAAGAAGACCAAGAGGGCUUGGAAGGACUUCCCCUCCCAGGUCGCCAUCCAGCUUAAUGACACGCACCCGACCAUGGCGAUUCCUGAGUUGCAGAGAAUUCUCGUCGAUGUUGAGGGCCUUGACUGGGAUGAUGCCUGGAACAUCGUGAGCAAGACCUUCGGCUACACCAACCACACCGUCCUGCCCGAGGCUCUCGAGAAGUGGUCCGUUCCGCUUUUCCAGCACCUGCUGCCUCGUCACCUGCAGAUCAUCUACGACAUCAACCUGCAGUUCUUGCAGUUCGUUGAGCGCACCUUCCCGAAGGAGCGCGACAUGCUCGGACGCGUGUCCAUCAUUGAGGAGUCGCAGCCCAAGAUGGUUCGCAUGGCAUAUCUCGCCGUCAUUGGCUCUCACAAGGUCAACGGUGUCGCCGAGCUGCACUCGGAUCUGAUCAAGACGACCAUUUUCAAGGACUUCGUGCAAAUCUACGGCCCGGACAAGUUCACCAAUGUUACCAACGGCAUCACCCCCCGUCGCUGGCUUCACCAGGCUAACCCUCGCCUGUCGGAGCUCAUUGCUUCGAAGCUUGGCGGCUACGAGUAUCUGAAGGAUCUGACGCUCUUGCACAAGAUUGAGGCAUACGUCGACGAUGCCGACUUCCGCAAGGAGUUCCAGGAGAUCAAGUACGCAAACAAGGUCCGCCUUGCCAAGUACAUCAAGGAUACUCAGGGAGUCAGUGUCAACCCUAAGGCGCUUUUUGAUGUGCAAGUCAAGCGUAUCCACGAGUACAAGCGUCAGCAGCUGAACAUUUUCGGUGUCAUUCACCGCUACCUUGCCAUCAAGAAGAUGUCUCCAGAGCAGCGUGAGAAGCUCCAGCCGCGUGUCUCUAUUUUCGGAGGCAAGGCUGCUCCCGGUUACUGGAUGGCGAAGACCGUCAUUCACCUGAUCUGCCAAGUUGGAAAGGUCGUGAACUCCGAUCCUGAUGUUGGAGAUCUCCUCAAGGUUAUCUUCUUGGAAGACUACAAUGUCAGCAAGGCAGAGAUCAUCUGCCCGGCUUCCGACAUCAGCGAGCACAUCUCCACCGCUGGUACUGAGGCUAGUGGUACCAGUAACAUGAAGUUCGUGCUGAAUGGUGGCCUGAUCAUCGGCACUUGUGACGGUGCAAACAUCGAGAUCACGCGCGAGGUCGGUGAGAAUAACAUCUUCCUCUUCGGUAACCUGGCAGAAGAUGUUGAGGACCUUCGCCAUGCGCACGUCUACGGCCAAUACAAGCUCGACCCGGAGCUCGCAACAGUGUUUGAUGCGAUCAAGAGUGGAAUGUUCGGUGACGCUGGCUCGUUCUCCGCUCUGAUCAACGGCAUUGUCGACCACGGUGACUACUACCUGGUCUCGGAUGACUUCUCGUCGUACUGCAAGACCCACGACCUCAUCGACGAGUCGUACCGCAACCAGGAAGAGUGGCUCACCAAGGCCAUCACCAGCGUCGCCCGCAUGGGCUUCUUCUCCAGUGACCGCUGCAUCGAUGAAUAUGCGGAGUCGAUCUGGAACGUUGAGCCUUUGGUUCCUAAGCCUUAG
Molecule: messenger RNA, 2634 nt
Organism: Lasiodiplodia theobromae
Lineage: Eukaryota; Fungi; Ascomycota; Dothideomycetes; Botryosphaeriales; Botryosphaeriaceae
Product: Glycogen phosphorylase
Exons: 11
Coding region: 1-2634 (877 amino acids)
Biological process (GO): glycogen catabolic process
Cellular component (GO): cytoplasm
Molecular function (GO): pyridoxal phosphate binding; glycogen phosphorylase activity
Source: RefSeq, a predicted model, not a curated record